AUGACUUUCACUAGCUUUUACGAGCAACCUCUUCGACAAAUUUUCGCUGAAGUGGCUGAGAUUAAGCGCACAGCACGCAGCAGGAUCAUUUCUCGCGAUCCUGUUACCUCAGCUGCACCAAAAAAAGCUUUUUCCAAUGCUCCAACCAAGGUUUCUCAACAUCAAACCAACUCAACUGUUCACAAAGUAGUUAAUUCUUCACUAGCUGGCUCCGGUCAGGUGCAGCGCCAGAUUAAGACUGCUCCCUCUACUCCUGUCUGCGUUUCAACAGUUGCUACCGUUUCAGCUGCUCCUUUAGUAGUCGAGCCUCAAAAAGCUAUCGUCGAUCAAGGACUUGAGCGGAUCAAGGCCGCUCACUUUUCCCCUCUCCCAAGGAGAUCAAUCAGAACAGACUUGGCUGUUCCUGUAGUUGGAUCUCGAAGAUCUAGCGUCGAUCCUGGACUUGAACGAAUUAAGGCCGCUCACUCUGCUUCUUCUCCGGUUGCAUCAGUCAAGGCAACUCAAGCUAUUCUUGAAACUGAACCACAAGCAGCUGCAUCAAACAAUGUCGCCCCGAUUGAAUCAAUCAAAUUUGCAAAAGAUAGCAACAUUAAAACAGGCGUAGAUAACGGACUUGAUCGGAUCAAAGCCGCUUGCCCUUCUCCUGAUGUCCCAGUUACACCAACUGUACCUAUUAAAGUUUCCAAAUUUUUCCUGACUCGCAAUGGAUGCAAAUACGAGGAUAAUUGUCCGUCAUCUCACAAUUAUGAUGCUCCCACUCGGCGUAAAGAGCAAUGGGCAGCUAAUGAUGCGAAGAAGCUCCAGCAAGUUCGCUCUAAGCAACAGCUUGCAUAUACCCAGAAGGCUCUUGCUCUCAAGAGCAACAAUUCCAAGGUUUCGAGUGCUGUUACUGCCUCUUCAAAGUCUUCCUCAAAAGAGACGAUAAAAAAGAGAUCAGCUUGCAAAGACUAUUGGUCUCCUCGUGGUUGUCAUCGGAAGCGUUGCCCGUUUCCACACGAAAAUCUCACUUCGCAGGAGCCUGAAAAGCUCAUUGACGACGCCGUUCCUGGUGAAGUUCAAAUUCUCAAGUGUCCCAACGCCAUACUACGCAAGCGCAACGCCAAUAAGGCCAGUAAGGCCUCCAAGGCUUCUGUGGUCCAGUUUACUGAGUCUGAGCCAGAGACGGCACUUCCAUGUUCCGAACCUAUUCUGUGGGCAAACAAUCCUCAUUUGAGUGAUGGAAAGUACUGCGACAGUGCUAUCUGGAAAAUUUUCGGUAAACCCUGUCCAACAAAGGAGGAAGCUAUCGAAUGGUUUCAAGAGAUGCAUUCAAGUGGUAACCUUGAGCAUUUCCCCUUUGGUGAUAUCAUCAUAUGGGCAAAUGCAAUGUGCAUUUUAAACACGGACGAGUUCCUGACCCAUAUAGGGUACAUGCCAGGCAUUUUCGAAAAUUUUGGACCCAGAGAACAACUCUAUAUCGAAAGACUCAGGACCAAGUAUGAUGCAGAGAAAGCUAAACCAAAAUAUGACACUUUCCACUGUUUUGACAAACUUCCUAAUGAGUUAUGUAUGAAGAUCUGGGGCUUCGCAGUCCGGGCAGGGAGAACUCUUACUGUCAGUUUUAAUAAGAAGCAAAUCUAUACUUCUAAAGGCCCUGGCUUAUUCAUACGUCAUUUGAGAUCCGGAGGCUCGCCAUUGUGGUGCGUCAACAAACAAUCACAAAAAGCAUCAAUGAUGGAUAGACACUGUGGAUAUUAUUUUGGUUGCGAUUAUUUCUCUCCGGGAUUUGAUACCUUGUUUCUCAACGAUUCCGCUGAAUCGCUUAAUGCUUUCACCAGUCAGAUUGCCCUCUGGAGAGGGAAUGUUGUCCAAAGAUUGUCCUUUCCUCAUUACCAACUUUGCAACGCCACCUGCCUGCGUAGGUUUGCUGCCGAUCUCGUUAAAGCUUUCCCGGGUCUAAUUCGCAUUGAGUUUUGGCUCUCGGAUGGGGAAUACCAUUCCAAGUACCUCAAGAAAUCGGCCAGCGUUAUCGAAAAAGCCAAUGCAGCAAUUGUUCAAGCCUAUGGAGCUCGUGUUGGUGUUAAACCACCACGUGUGCGUUUUAUCACGAUACCGGAAAAACGUGCAUUGGAGAUUGGAAUCGGUGGUGGAUUGUGGUAG
This is a messenger RNA of Sclerotinia sclerotiorum 1980 UF-70, 2139 nucleotides long. RefSeq lists its product with no specific name. Lineage: Eukaryota; Fungi; Ascomycota; Leotiomycetes; Helotiales; Sclerotiniaceae. The record is from RefSeq and is a predicted model, not a curated record. Gene Ontology annotation, molecular function: metal ion binding. The coding region runs from base 1 to 2139 and encodes 712 amino acids. The transcript has a single exon.